GCAGGGCGCGGGCCAGGUCGGGUCGGUCGGGUCGGUGGGGUCGGUCUCUUUGUUUCCCUUCCUUCUCCGGCUUACCGGGAAGUCACUCUGCCAAAGCAGGAAUGGCGUUCGCCUGCGGAGCGUGGGAUCAGGACGCCUCCAGCCACCCCGCACUCGGCGCGGGGCCCACUGUGAGCCCGUUCCUGAGCCUCCUGCUCUCCAUCUCCGCGGCGUUGUCCGAGGCCGAGCUCGACUCCAUGAAGUUCCUCUGCCGCGACAAGAUCACAAAGAGGAGGCGCGAGUCUGUGCGGAGCGGUAGGGAGCUCUUCGAGAUCCUGAUGGAGCAACAGCACAUCGGCAGCGACAACCUGCACUUCCUCAGGAAACUGCUCGAGCGCAUCCGCAGGGGCGAUUUGUUGUCACAGGUGGAGCAGUUCGAGGAGAAAGGAGGGCUUGGUACUCCUGAUGAUCAGUCAGAUGAGCAGGAAAAACGUCUUCUCAAGUUAGCUAAUGAUGUCAUAUGUGAGAACAUUGGGAGAGACUGGAAAAAGCUGCUGCGACAACUUGGCAUGCCAGAAGUGAAACUGGACAGAAUAGAGGCAGACUAUCAAUUUAAAUCGUAUGAGCAGCUUGUCCAGGGACUUCGAGAGUGGCAGAGAUGGAAGGGAAAAGAUGCAAAGGUGGCUGACUUAAUAAAAGCUCUUCGGGGCUGUCACCUGAAUUUGGUGGCAGACUUAGUUGAAGAGAAGAUCUCACAGUUGAACCUGGAGCCAGAUGAAAUCAAUAUCAAAACACUUCCAUGCCCCUCAGAUAUGGAUGAAAAAAGCAAAAGUGCCGCCUUCUCUUCUGGACCAAAAUAAUUAUCACUGGUUGCUUAUUGUGCCAUUAGUUUAGGUGCCUUAGUAAAUUAAUUUCUGGACACAGGAAAAUUAACAUGAAAACAGAUUCUUUUCAGGUGACACUUUGUAGCAUGAUGCUUCCUUUAAGAUAUUUUAGCUUUUAGAAGACCUGAGCACCAUUUUGUAGAAAUUCUCACACUUUUGUUCUGCCACCCACCUGAAAAGAUUUGCUUUACUGCAGAUGCUUUUUGAUUCAUCUUCUCUGGAAAUACAUCCAUGAGACACUUCUGAGGCAAUUGUGGUUUAAAAUUUCAUGGAGAGGUUGGAUUUUUUUUUUCUAUUAUAAAUGUAAUGUGAAAGGGAGAAGGAGUAUCUUAGCUGUGUACUGGAUUUUCCUUCUGAGAAGCAUAAUAUAAUUUGCCAAAUACAUUUGCUUUCUGUCAAAGGAUACUAAGAUGACUGUAACCUCAGACCCCAAGACUGCAGUGCAAGAGAGGUAUUAAAUGUUGUGGUGGCUUUUUCUUAGUAAAAAUAUGCCCAGGUUUGAAAAUAAACUGGUUUAAAUCAGUACCAAGUGCCUUCACCAUCCUGAAGAAAGUGUUCUCCUGAAACUACCGAAGAAGUUCUGUGUCUCUCAGAUGUUUACAGCAGCCUCUUUUGAAAGCUGUGCCUGCUUUAGGAUCCUUUGCUAGGAAUUCUUUCCUAACUUCUGUCACAGAGGCUGCUCAUGGUUGCUGGCAAGUGCAGCUCAGCUCCUGGUGACAAAAAAGUGAACUGUGCCAAAAACCUAGAAAACAAACUGGUUCCUUUUGGAGGGGUGUGAGUAAUUCUGUAUCAUGGACUUUUUUCUGGCAAUAUCCUGUGAAGAUCAGCUAUCUCUGGCCAGGUUGUUCUCUUCAAAGAUCCCUGCAGAUCCCAUAGCUCUUCCAAGUCCUGUGCCAUUUUUUUAGUUCAUUCCCAUUGCUUGACAUUUUCUUAAAGUUGUUAUAAGCAAUUCACAGGCGAAAGAGGAUUUAUGAACAAGACCAGAUUCAGUUCUCAGGUUUAAUCUGGGACAGACUUCACUAAAUGGCCUUCACACCUGACCUAAGGCUGGAAAAUUUGCGCAGGCUUUAAGAUGUGCAGAGCUGUAGAGGCCUCUGGGGACCAUCUCCUGUGCCAGGGGGGAGAGUCCUCUGAAAUUGUUAUUGCUUGAAUGAUUGUGGGAUUGUUUGCUACUGCAAACAUCCUCCAAACUGCCUGAAUAGAUGCUUGAAGAGGCUUCUUUUUUGCUACUGUAUUUGUCUGCCUUUUAGCUCCUUUUGAGUUCUUUUCACGUGGUGCUAUGACUGUGAAGGCCAGGUGUAAGCAUGUGAUGUGUCACUGCUCUGCAGAAAUGUUGUGACAAUGAUAAUUUUCAAGUUUUUGUUACAGUUGGUGCCUCUUGUUUAAGCAGUGACUCUUGAAUACUUAAUUGAAGUUAAUGGAAACUGCUGUACGUUCACAUGACAGAAAAACAUUUCAUUGUGUUGACAUUUUUCAUUGUGUUUUCAUCAAACAUUUUCACAGUGUUUUUUCCUUAAAUGAUUUUUUACCCCAUUCCUGGAAGUGUUCAAAGCCGAGUGAGACAGAACUUGGAGCCACCUGGUCCAGUGGAAGGUGUCCCUGCCCAUAGCAGGGAGUGGAACGGAAUGAUCUUUAAGUUCCCUUCCAACACAAACCGUUCCAUGAUUCUGUAAUAAUUCUCAGUAUCUUCCUAGCUGUAGUAUAUUAAGUAUCAGUGAUUGUAUCCAAGCAUAGGGUAAUCUAGGAGUUUCCGCCUGUCUGCAUUUUGGGCAGGCAGAGUUCUCCAAGUACUGAUUCUAAUACUUGUAUCAGUUGCCAAUUCCAGACUCCCAGGAGGAGAUACAGUGCUGUGCUUCAUCUGAAUGACCAGCUCAGAUGUUUUGGGGUUUUUUGCUUAAUAGACACAGCAUUCAUUCUACAGUAUCUAAAGAAAAUGAUUGCUUCAGACUUUUUUCCUUCUCUGAACACUCCUUCUGAGCAGAGCAGAGAAACGAACAAGAUGAGUUGUGUGUGUGGUGAAACAGCUCUGCAGCAGUUCCAAGUUCAAUCUCUCUGGUAACAUGUUUUUCUUACCCAUUUUUAAUAAGUCUUCUGGUUUACAGAAGAGAGAUUGAUCUGGAAUAUAAAAAGUAUACUGACUACUGCAUAGAACCAAGAUAAUUUAGGAAUCAAUCAGAUUAAUUUGUUAAUUGUAGCCAAACACUCAUCAGCUACAAGAAAUAUUCUGCCUCAGAAGAUAAAAACUUCUUGUUUUCAUAAGGAUUUGUACUUCGUUAAUGUUUUACUGCAUAUGAAAGCAAUGACCUAGAUUGCAUCAGUCUGUGCAGUACCUCAGGGCCAAUUAAAACUGAUUUUAUUAGAGAUUAAAAUGUUUAUGUGAGAACAAAAUCAAAUGAAACAAAGGGAACAAAACCUUUUUUAUUGGGAGGAGGGGUAAGGAAAACGGGUGCAAUUUGUAAGGAAAUGUUUUCUGAUCCAGUUACCAGUUAUUUUCAAAUUAAGCACCUUGAACUCAUACAUAGUUUUUAUAAUUUGAAUUGAAGCUUUAUAUUAUAUAAUUUUGUGUACAUUUCAUUAAAAAUACUUCCUUAAAAAAAAAACAAAUGGAACUGUUUUGUUAUCUUAUGGGAUUGAUGUCUGUGAUGAGACCUCUAAUUGGGAGGAGGUAAAUGUUAAGGACACUUUUAAAGCAAGGAGCAGUGCUAAACAGGCAUUAUGUUACCAGUGUCCUUCUGGGGACAUUAAAGAAGAAAAAGCAAAAAGCUUUGUUACUGCAUUUCUCAGAAGUGCUGAACAGGCUACAGUUUUCCUCAGAGCAGUAGCAUUUAAAUGCUGUCACUCAGAGUAGCGUAAGAAGAAAAAGAUUCUCUGCCAGCCCUCAGGAGCCUAAAAUUGAGUGGCAGUGCAGUGUGUGCAUGGGAGAUGCUGGUAAGGAUGGCAUAUUUGUUUUAUAAUUAAUUAAAAGCAUAGCUUAUGGUUUAUUCUGUUGGUCUAGGAUUUUAGGGGAUGUGUUCAGAUGUUAAAUUGAUAGAGGCUUUAGUGUUCUGUGGAGUUUAUCCUGGCACUGAAGUGUCAGCCUGCACUUAGAGCUGUGAAUGACUAAGACAAAUAACUUAAUUACCCAGUUUAUCAAAUCCUUUAGGAUGCUCUGCAACAGUAUCUACCUGUGAGGAAUUACUAAAACCUUUCCCUUUUGGUCUCUUGAGGACCUUGUUUCCUUACAGCCUUGAGAAAACAACAUAUCAAAACAUGUGGAGAGUUUUAAGUGCCAUCUCAGGAGAAUUCUCAUUGUGGCAGAUUGUUUUUCCCUGUCACUUCUCAGUCCCUUACAGUGCUUGCUAUUUCCUAUAAUUUUUGAAUAUAUCAACUAUAUUCACACAUGAAAGUGUUUUUUCUUUUUUUAAUUGCAUUCUUUUCAUUACCGAGUUAAAAGAACUUUUCUAGAUUAUUAAUUAAAAAUCCUCUUAUACAAAUUGGUUGUCGUGAAUAUUUCAAAUACAAUGCUUUGCUUUCCUUUUUCUCCAUUUCCACACACAGGCAACUGUAUUUCCUCCAGCUUUUGUUUCAUUCCUAAAAUAAUUGGCUACUUUCUGAACUCUAAUUGCUUCAUUUAAUUGUCUAUCCAAAAAGCUUGGUGACGCUGUGUCUCCAAGCUCUCUCAGCCUGUUUAAUUCAGGCUUUCUGGUUGCGUGUUUUUCAAUUCAAAUUUAUUUCUAAUCACUGUCUUUUGCCUUUCUCAUUCCCUGCAUGAAUCACCUAUGCCCUUAAAAUGUGUUCCAGCACAAAUAUUUUCUAAGUUGUUUUCCCUCUUUGAUUUAUUGCUUCUUUUCUCUGCCAGUGUUUUGAUUGCAGGGGUGUACUGGUAGAUUUAUAGAAAGUAGUUCACUAUAUGCUAUAAAAACAGGAGUUGUGGGGGUGAGCUGAGGGGUAGGGGUAGGAGUUGUGAGUAAAGGUUCAAGAACUUUUGAAGAAUCUUUGUUUUCAUAAAAAUUGUAGCUGAGGGUUGCUUCAUGUGAAGAGAGUAUGUUGCAACGGGUGCUGGGAAUUGUAGGUUUGGAGACAAGGAAGCCCAGUCUGACUCAGCUGCCGGGAAAGCCAGAGGAAUUCAGGCUUCUGCAUGGGAAUUUGCAUGGAAUAAACUUGGAGGAACUCUUAAUCAUUAAAUAGUCUCAUCCACGGAACUAUUUCUGCUACUGGUUCAUUCCUUUCUUAAAGCAGGCUAAAGUUAAACCAGCAGGUUUGCUCUUGUAAAAUAUUAUGUAACAUAAAUGAUUGAAACACCUAAAGUUGGUCAUCCUGACGGAGUUUAAAUUCAGUAAUUCCUGUGAUCUGAUCAGUUUUGGAAAUUUAAAACUUUUUCAUUGUUUUCCAAAUGUUCUUGUGUGGAUGGCAACUUAGCUUCCCUUUCUUUUAGUUUUUGGAAGAAAAGGGUUGUGCUGUGUUUUGGGCUGGACACAUUAUUUACAGCAGCUUUCAAAGCAACCCCCUCUUGUGGCAAAGUGAAGGUUCCUCUGUGCACUCUCGAAGACUCUGAAGAGAUUGGUAUAUAAAAAAUAAAAAUAAAGGCUGUCUUGAAUCUUACAUCUCUGGAACAAUGUAGUAAAUGUACUUGCUAAGGAAAGCAGCUUAAUAUCAACUAUCUCUGUCUAAUGCUUCAAAAAGUUGUCAAACUGGGAUUUUUAUUUAUUUCAGAGCAAGUUCUUUUGCUGUGGGAAGUUACACAGGCAUAAAAUUGGACUGUUGUCAUUAAAGAUAUAAAAAACAUCCACCUGGGAUUUUCUGUGGCAGGUGCUUUAUUUACAGGUGAGCCUGGCUUUAUAGAAGUUCUACAUAAAGCAAUGUUCUUUCAAUUAAAAAUGCUCAUUUUUAUAAUGUUUUCUUUUUCAUUUCUUAAUUAUUUUAUUCCUAUUGAUCCCAGCAGGAGCGUUAACUUCAGAAAAUGAGUUGCAGAAUUUAAUCAGUGAGCACUUCUUACUGUGGUCUAACUGUUAAAAGGGUUGCAACAGCUAUUCUGCAAGUGUACACACUGUCUGUGGCAAAGAUUUGUCCAAAGAAUAUAUAAAGAUUGAAUUUAUGUAAAAAAGCUAGUGAUUUUUGUAUGCAAACCUGGUACCAGAUUUUAUAAACUGUGAGAAAGGUUUAGCAUAAAAAUUAAAAUAUAAAACUUUUCAGUAAUGCCAAUAUGUGAACAAUUGAGCUAAAUCUUGUCUUUGUUUCCCCACAAGUGGUCUCCCUGAGAGGUGCUUCCUGUCACUUCCAGGCAUAUUGUCAAAUUUUGAAAGGAAAAAAUUGCAGAGAAAAUGUGAAUUAAAAGGGUGCAGCACCUGGCAGGUCUGGGAUCCACAUCCUAUAUUGUUUAAUUUAUGUUCUGCUCAGUUUAAGCAGAAUUUAGUCACAGCUUCUUGGCUGUAAAGUCCCUAACAUGGGAAAGCCUGGAUAGCCUGAAUUCCCCCCAAAGCCAUUAUUGCCAUGGCAACCAGAGUGCACGGCAGUCCAUGGGCAUGUGGCUGCAGCCCUGCUGCCUCCUGGCUAUCCCAACCAGCUGAAUAAUGUUAGGAAGCUGCCGCUAAUCGUGAGAUUUGCCUCACUCUCCGGUCAGUGACCAUGUCAGGAAUCCAAGAUCCGAGUGCAGGGAUGUAAAAUGAAAUUUCUUGAGGAAUUCUCUCCUUUCAGUUCUACUGCCCACUAGAAUAAGGUGCAUGAGAGAA
Molecule: messenger RNA, 6571 nt
Organism: Lepidothrix coronata (blue-crowned manakin)
Lineage: Eukaryota; Metazoa; Chordata; Aves; Passeriformes; Pipridae
Gene: FADD
Product: Fas associated via death domain
Biological process (GO): regulation of apoptotic process; signal transduction
Molecular function (GO): protein binding
Source: RefSeq, a predicted model, not a curated record